GGGACCGGAAAGUCGAAAGUCAUCCAGACAAUCACGGAAUAUUUUGCCUAUAAAAGGAUGAAAUACAUGCUGUUGAAAGCUGCGUAUACGGGAGUUGCAGCAUCUCUUAUCGACGGGAAAACGACGCACACAAUCACAAUGAUCUCGCAAAAUGACUCGGUGAAGCCUAUCAGUGACGAGGUUAGAGCUAGAUUGCAACGGUUUUGGAAGCAUUGUUCCUAUCUCAUCGUCGACAAAAUUUCCAUGAUU
This is a messenger RNA of Suillus subalutaceus, 249 nucleotides long. RefSeq lists its product as uncharacterized. Gene Ontology annotation, molecular function: DNA helicase activity. The transcript has a single exon. Gene Ontology annotation, biological process: telomere maintenance; DNA repair. The annotation marks the transcript as partial. The record is from RefSeq and is a predicted model, not a curated record. Lineage: Eukaryota; Fungi; Basidiomycota; Agaricomycetes; Boletales; Suillaceae.